AUGGGAAUCGCCCAAUGUCGCGACUCGUGCGGAGAUCGACCACAUACUCACCAAAUGGAGGCAGUGAAGGAGAAAAGAAGUCGUCUACGACGAUUGCGUACUCGAGGAAUCCUUACCCCAAGAGGAUUACGAACCUGUGCUGAGCGUGCCUCGAAGCUGCGCACGACAAACUUGGAUCGAAUUUCGAAGACCACCAAGGAAUUGUUGGAAAGAAGAAGGGCUUCGAGGCUUGAUUCGAAUGCAUCGCACAUUGAGCGGCAGAAGAAGAUUCUGGAAGCAGCACAAAGAAGAACGAGUCUAAAGAAGUGCCGCAGGGAUCUCCGCGAAUAUAAUAUUCCGCUAGCAGCCUUGCUGAGCGAAGAUGAGACUCAUACGUCUUCUCGUCGUGAGAUGGAAAUUAGGAGAGGUCCUACUCGAACCUUUUCCCUUCAUCAACUCCUGUGUCAAGCACGGGAACUGGAUGAAGCCCAGCCUCAAGAACAAGCUGGAUUCCGCCAACGGUUCAGUUGCUUGGACCACAUCCAGACCGUGUCGAGGGUCAUAGAGAUUUGCCGGGAAGAGAAUAGGACUCACACGUACCACGUAUACCUCGGACAUUCUAUGAACAUGGAAAACGACUCGAAAGGAAAACUGAAUAGAAGAAUGAGAGCAGCCCUCAGGGAAGCUACGGACCAACUGACGGACCAAGAUCUUCGUGUCCAUCUGUUCGACUCGUCAGUUCUUCCAGCGCUAUGUUAA
Messenger RNA from Necator americanus (New World hookworm), 738 nucleotides. RefSeq lists its product as uncharacterized. The record is from RefSeq and is a predicted model, not a curated record. The transcript has 6 exons. Bases 1 to 738 code for a protein of 245 amino acids. NCBI's taxonomy places the organism in Eukaryota, Metazoa, Nematoda, Chromadorea, Rhabditida, Ancylostomatidae.